GCUUCGGAUGUUUGCGUUUGCGUUUGCGUUUGCGUUUGGAGUCGGAGGCUGGAGGCCAUCUCAUGGUUGGAAGAUCAGGCUGGCGUUCACGGAGCAAGCGUGGUGAGGAUCAAGAGAUAUGGAGCAAUCCGCUAUCAUGUUUGAUUCACGUCACAUCUGUUGUAUGCAGGUUGCACAACAAUCACCGACUCCCAUGCAAACCCCCUUGUCUGCUCUAGAAGAGUUUGUGUUUGUACAAACCUCACUUCCCUUUCUCUCUGCCUCCAAACAAGCUGUCCCAUUGUCACCACACAUUCACUCCCCAAACACUCCCUUCCAUAUAAGCCACCUUGAAAAGGACUUCGCAUCUUCUCAAGACUUCGCUUCGCCCUACUACAUCGCCUUUCCUCACCACCUCCCAACAACCCAAUCUAAUAAUCAUCAACACAAACCAGCCCAAAAAAUGCCCAAACCCACCGCCGUCCUCAAACGCCUCAAAGCCCUCCUCCACCGCGGGCCCCCAGCUGACGUCCUGCGCACCCACAGAUCCCGACACCGACGCGCCCUCUCAGGAGACGAUCACGAGCUCUUGCCCCCCGAAGCCGUGACGGACGGCGAAGGAAGCGAUCAUCAGCUUACGAAGGUCCCAUCCCGUGAUCAUCAGCAUGGGCGGGAAAGGUCGCGAGAGGGUGGAAGUGAACGACAGCGACAACGAAGUCGACAUCGAAGUGGACGGGUUCUGGAGGCGGAGGUGCCGAAUCCGUUUGCUGAUCCUGCUUGUUCUGAGGGGACGUUGACGACGACGCAGAGUGGGGAGGAGGAUGUUAUCAGUCUUGCUGAGGCUGUGAGGGUACUUGAGCCGAGUGGAUGUCACGAGAGUUCGGAGCGGGUGAUGACGGGUGGAAGCGCUGGGGAGAAUGAGAGUCGUCGCUUGCUGGAGAAUGGGGCCGGGCCUGCGACUACUGGGGAUGGAGCAAGUGAUGAGUCUGAUGAAGAGGAGGGCAUGAAAGGGAGGAAAAUUGCGGAACUGAGGAAGAAGAUUGCGCGCUUGAACGAGAUGAUUUCGGAGUUUGGGGUGAAGAAGAGGAAUUGCAAGGCGGAGUUGCACAGGUUGAAGGCGGAUAUUGGGGAGUUGAGGAGGGAGUGUGCGGAGCUGAAGGAGGAGAUUGAUGAGGCGGGUCAUGAAGAUUGAUGUUGAUGCUUACCUGGCGACUUGUCAUCGUGAAAGAUAGGUGCGCUGAGAUGGGGGAACUCUUGCUUGAACACGCACGGCUGUCUUUCUCUCUUUUGGACGAUCAUUGUAUUAGCGUAGGUGUCAUAAGGGUGGGAUUGCGGAGAACUCGGAAUAAAGCAUAUGUACCGCCCACUUCUUCUUUCGCGUUGCUG
This is a messenger RNA of Neohortaea acidophila, 1365 nucleotides long. RefSeq lists its product as uncharacterized. The transcript has a single exon. Lineage: Eukaryota; Fungi; Ascomycota; Dothideomycetes; Mycosphaerellales; Teratosphaeriaceae. The coding region runs from base 119 to 1171 and encodes 350 amino acids. The record is from RefSeq and is a predicted model, not a curated record.